CGCUGAGUCUGUGUUCCAACUCUGACAUCCUGCUUUAAUAGCAACCGAAUCACUAACUCCAUUUCCUGACAUUCCCCACAACUGAAAUUCAUCACCCAGUCCCUUUGUAUCAGGAUCGUGAACAUUUGAGUGGUGUUUUCAACUCAACAACAUCAAGGGUCCCUGCUUGUGUUGUGUUUGAACCCUGAGUUGAAAGUCUAUUUGUGUUGAUGUACACUACUACUGCGUCAGAAAGAUAGAGACGACAAAAAACAUCAUGGGUUCCAAGUCCGCAUCACCAGGGCCAAGUGCAAAGCCAGCAGCACCCGCAAAGCAGAUGAGGUCCCGGAAAGGCACUCCGCCCAGCCAGGCUGAGCAAGGAAGGGCUGGCUCCGCGGGAGGUGUCGUCUUGCCAAAAGGAAAAGUAGCAAGAGCAUCGACUUCACCUUCAAAGAAAAUUGCAGCGGCAGCAAUUCGGCCCUCAGUUGAUACAACUGCAGCCGAAGUAAAGACUCCAAGAAGAAAGCCCAGGAAACUCAACAAAAGUCCCACCUCAACCCCUAUCAACACCCCACCGUCUCCCACCCGCACCAAUAUAUCGAAAGGGAGCCCUUCUUCCUCCGAGCUUGAAGCCCUGAAGGCACGAGUCAGGGAGUUAGAGGCAAAGGUGGAGGAUUUGUACAAGACCGGUGCAACUUCAGACGCUCGCUCAGGCCGCUCACCCCGUCGACGAGGCAAAGGACGAAAGGCUUCAUCCACUAUUCAACUCACUCGCACCAACACCAACGCAAGUGACGCAAGCGUCAACAAUGCAAGAGUCCAAGAAGUCGUCGACAACGACGAAGAAGAUGCAGACGAAGAACUCGUCCGUCUAGAAGGCGAACUCGAAGUCGCCCGUCAAGACCUCGAACACUACCGCCCCAGAACCCGGCGUGCCAGGUCCGACGAGACUGAGUACGUCGAAGAAAUCCCACGACGCAGCAGCAACGGAGGCACAGAGCGUCAAGUAACUCUCAGCGGCAGCUACCGCAUCCCGAUCCCCGCCUCGGUCAACCUCGAAGACGUCCAAACAAUCAAAUCCGGCGUCUCAGCCGCCCAAAACGUCGCUCGUUCGUUCCUCGAACAGCGUCGUGCUGCCGCUGCUGCUGCUCGCGCAACGCAAGACACCCAGCCCUCGUCUGCGUCAACGACAACGAAGGUGCCAGCCUCCAAGACGCGUCCCCAGCGCAGUAUGAGUUCGAAUCUUGAGGUCGCGGUGGAUAAUCGCAAUGGUAAGCAGAGCUGGAGCGAUUGGAUUGGAGGGUAUAGUAUGGCUAUUACGAGGGCGGUGAGCAAGAUUGAGCAUGAGGCUGCGGUUGAGGCGCAGAUGGCGAGGGAAAAUGGUGGUGGGAGGAGGACGAGUGUGCCGACGUCGAAGAAGAUGGCGGGGAAGCGGCCGGCUGCGAGGGCUACGUUGAGUGGGGAGCAGGUGCAUGGGCUUAUGAGUUGAGGCGGAGAUAUGGGAGAAUAGAAGAGUGGGUGUUCAUAACUCAUACUGGUAAGUUCAGAAGGGAUAUGCGUGUUAGAGUUGGAUAAAAUAACGCUUUUUGGGAGAUUUG
Molecule: messenger RNA, 1577 nt
Organism: Bipolaris sorokiniana ND90Pr
Lineage: Eukaryota; Fungi; Ascomycota; Dothideomycetes; Pleosporales; Pleosporaceae
Exons: 1
Coding region: 257-1468 (403 amino acids)
Source: RefSeq, a predicted model, not a curated record